GGCGCGAACAACGGCAAGCAGUACGGCAGCGAGGGCAAAGGCAGCUCAAGCAUCUCAUCUGACGUGAGUUCCAGCACGGAUCACACGCCGACCAAAGCCCAGAAGAAUGUGGCUACCAGCGAAGACUCCGACCUGAGCAUGCGCACGCUGAGCACGCCCAGCCCCGCCUUGAUAUGCCCGCCCGCGCUGUCCGGAUUCCAGAAUGGGAGGGGCUCGUCCACCUCGUCCUCCUCGGUCACCGGGGAGACGGUGGCCAUGGUCCACUCCCCGCCCCCAACGCGCCUCACGCACCCGCUCAUCCGGCUGGCCUCCAGGCCCCCGAAGGAGCAGGCCAGCGUGGACCGGCUCCCCGACCACGCGCUGGUGCGCGUCUUCUCCUUCCUGCCCACCAACCAGCUGUGCCGCUGCGCACGCGUGUGCCGCCGCUGGUACAACCUGGCGUGGGACCCGCGCCUCUGGAGGACGAUCCGCCUGACGGGCGAGACGGUGCACGUGGACCGCGCCCUCAGGGUGCUGACCCGCAGGCUCUGCCAGGACACCCCCAACGUCUGCCUCAUGCUGGAGACCGUGGUGGUCAGCGGCUGCCGGCGGCUCACCGACCGCGGGCUCUACGCCAUCGCGCAGUGCUGCCCCGAGCUGCGGCGCCUGGAGGUGUCGGGCUGCUUCAGCAUCUCCAACGAGGCCGUCUUCGACGUGGUGUCCCUCUGCCCCAACCUGGAGCACCUGGACGUGUCAGGGUGCUCCAAAGUGACCUGCAUCAGCCUGACCCGGGAGGCUUCCAUUAAACUGUCCCCGUUACAUGGCAAACAGAUUUCCAUCCGCUACCUGGACAUGACGGACUGCUUCGUGCUGGAGGACGAGGGCCUGCACACCAUCGCAGCGCACUGUACGCAGCUCACGCACCUGUACCUGCGGCGCUGCGUCCGCCUCACCGACGAGGGCCUGCGCUACCUGGUCAUCUACUGCACAUCCAUCAAGGAGCUGAGCGUCAGUGACUGCCGCUUCGUCAGCGACUUCGGCCUGCGGGAGAUCGCCAAGCUGGAGUCACGCCUGAGGUACCUCAGCAUCGCGCACUGCGGCCGCGUCACCGACGUGGGCAUCCGCUAUAUUGCCAAGUACUGCAGCAAGCUGCGCUACCUCAACGCAAGGGGCUGCGAGGGCAUCACAGACCACGGCGUGGAGUACCUCGCCAAGAACUGCGCGAAGCUCAAAUCUCUGGACAUUGGCAAGUGCCCUUUGGUGUCUGACAUGGGCCUGGAGUGCCUGGCGCUGAACUGCUUCAACCUCAAGCGGCUGAGCCUGAAAUCUUGCGAAAGCAUUACAGGCCAAGGCUUGCAGGUCGUAGCUGCCAACUGCUUUGAUCUGCAGAUGCUGAACGUGCAGGACUGCGAAGUGUCUGUGGAGGCGCUGAGGUUCGUGAAACGACACUGCAAGCGCUGCGUCAUUGAGCACACCAACCCUGCCUUCUUCUGAGGGGACAGUGUGGUUUUCACUUUACAAACAUGAACCAGACAAAAUGUUCUGUUAAACCAUCGACGCCCACUCUCAACUGCUAUUUCUUCCAGGAAGGCUCUUAGGAAUCUGGCUUUUAUUUUUCCUUCUUGUUCAUGGGCAGUAGAAGUCACAGCAACCAAAGGGG
This is a messenger RNA of Octodon degus (degu), 1639 nucleotides long. RefSeq names its product F-box and leucine rich repeat protein 7 (gene Fbxl7). Gene Ontology annotation, molecular function: protein binding. Gene Ontology annotation, biological process: SCF-dependent proteasomal ubiquitin-dependent protein catabolic process. The transcript is spliced from 4 exons. NCBI's taxonomy places the organism in Eukaryota, Metazoa, Chordata, Mammalia, Rodentia, Octodontidae. Gene Ontology annotation, cellular component: SCF ubiquitin ligase complex. The coding region runs from base 139 to 1473 and encodes 444 amino acids. The record is from RefSeq and is a predicted model, not a curated record.